Emys orbicularis (European pond turtle) is the source of this 1901-nucleotide messenger RNA. Its product is annotated as urea transporter 2-like. Bases 126 to 1901 code for a protein of 591 amino acids. Lineage: Eukaryota; Metazoa; Chordata; Testudines; Emydidae. Gene Ontology annotation, biological process: urea transmembrane transport. Gene Ontology annotation, molecular function: urea transmembrane transporter activity. Gene Ontology annotation, cellular component: membrane. The transcript has 12 exons. The record is from RefSeq and is a predicted model, not a curated record.
CCCUUGCAGAUGAUAAAUAUGAGACUGCACUCACUGCAUUAAAGAACUUUUUUGUGCCAAAAGUGAAUGUAGUAGCUAAUCACUACAGAUUUCGCCAGCGUGAGCAGAAACCAGGGGAGACUAUAAUGCAGUAUAUGGCUUCCCUGAGGAGUCUGAUUGUAACUUGUGACUUUGGGAAUAUGGCAGAUGAGAUGAUUAGAGACCAGCUCAUUGAGAAAACAACAAUGCUUCAGACUCGUAGGCGAAGAUCAACUCCCUCCUCCCCCCAAAACACACAGGAGAGAAGUUGGAAAUCAGCAUUAUCUGCUCUGAAAGCACCCAUGGAGGGUGUUGAAGUCGAGAUAGAAAUGAAACGGGAAAGGAAGACACAAAACCAGACUCCAGUGAGAAAAUGUGGGAAGCGAGUCUGCAAAGCCGUGGGCUAUAUCACAGGAGACAUGAAACAGUUUGGAGUCUGGCUUCAAGGUAAACCACUCCCAUUUCAGUUUGUCGACUGGGUCCUGCGAGGGAUAUCCCAGGUGAUGUUUGUCAAUAACCCUCUCAGUGGGCUUAUCAUGAUUGUUGGGUUCCUGGUCCAGAAUCGUUGGUGGACACUCACAGGCUGUUUAGGAACAGUUGUCUCAACAUUAACAGCACUUCUUCUGAAUCAAGACAGAUCAUCCAUAGCAGCGGGACUGCAUGGCUAUAAUGGGGUCCUGGUGGGACUGCUCAUAGCAGUAUUCUCUGACAAGGGAGACUUCUAUUGGUGGCUUCUACUGCCUGUUGCUCUUACAUCCACGACAUGCCCCGUUUUCUCCAGUGCUUUAGGCUCAAUCUUCAGUAAGUGGGAGCUUCCUGUUUUCACCCUGCCUUUCAACGCAGCAGUGACAUUAUACUCUGCGGCCACUGGACACUACAACCUUUUCUUCCCUACAGUCCUCAUUAAACCUGCAACAUCAGUGCCCAAUAUCACCUGGUCCAACAUUGAUGUGCCAAAGCUGUUACAAUCCAUUCCAGUCGGCGUCGGCCAGGUGUAUGGCUGUGAUAACCCCUGGACUGGUGGCAUCUUCCUGGUUGCUUUAUUCAUCUCCUCUCCUCUCAUUUGCUUGCAUGCUGCAAUCGGAUCAGCAGUGGGGAUGCUGGCAGCACUGAGCCUAGCAGCACCUUUUAGCAAUAUCUAUGCUGGCUUGUGGAAUUACAACAGUUGCCUCGCAUGCAUCGCUAUCGGGGGCAUGUUCUAUGCGCUGACAUGGCAGACCCACCUGCUAGCAAUUGCCUGUGCAUUCUUUUGUGCCUAUCUGGGAGCAACUGUGGCCAAUAUGUUUUCUGUGUUCGGAUUACCAGCGUUUACCUGGCCUUUCUGCUUGUCUGCACUCACGUUUCUGUUACUAACCACAAACAUCUCUGCCAUCUACAAGUUACCUCUUGCCAAAGUCACUUACCCAGAAGCCAACCGAGAGUAUUACCUAACAAUGAAGAAGCAGUACCGGGUUUACGAUGGCGCCAGUGGCGCCGUGGCGCCGUGCCCAGACUCAGAAGGGGCCCCGGCCAGCCUGAUCACCCGGCCAGCUGAGCCAGCCAGGAAAGCUGUCUUCCUUCCAUUAGGGAAGCAGCAGGUGGUGCAUGCCCAGGCUGUGCUGAUCACUCAGAGAUCAGUCAGGCCCCAGCCACCGGAGAGACCAGACGUCUCCAGCCUAGCUCGUGACUGGGAAGACCCCGCGGCCCAAGGCGGCCGCCAGGACUGGUCGGGCCUACCCUGCGUCCGCUACCCGGAGGAGUUGCCAGGCCUACCCUGCACUCGCUACCCGGAGAAGCUGCCGGGCCUGCCGCCUGCCCACUACCCAGAGGAACCCAUGGUACUGGACCCCCCCGGAGGACAACACCCAGAUCCAGGUACUACCCGAGGGGGAGUCUGGAAGUAG